This is a messenger RNA of Rhineura floridana, 6797 nucleotides long. RefSeq names its product cortactin binding protein 2 (gene CTTNBP2). Gene Ontology annotation, biological process: regulation of synapse organization. The record is from RefSeq and is a predicted model, not a curated record. Gene Ontology annotation, cellular component: glutamatergic synapse. Gene Ontology annotation, molecular function: protein binding. Lineage: Eukaryota; Metazoa; Chordata; Lepidosauria; Squamata; Rhineuridae.
AGCGAGGCAGGCAAAGCCGCGACUCGGAGGGCGCUUCGUGCCGGUGCCGAGGGGGUUAAGUGGUUGGCUACCGCGGGGGCCGUCGCUCGGCUCCACUCGACUCCGCGCCGUUCUGUGCUCUUCUGCCUAGAGUCGGGGCUCGCUCUGCCAGUGGGAAGAUGGCGACGGAAGGAGCGAGUGGGGAGCCCGGCUCCAGGAGCCGGGGGGAUCCGACAGCAGCGAAGAGAGAGUUUGAUCUGGACAAUCUCAGCAAAUCAGAACUGCGGAUGCUUCUGAGUGUUCUAGAAGGGGAGCUGGAAGCACGAGAUCUUGUGAUUGAAGCUUUAAGGGCACGGAGGAAGGAGGUUUUUAUCCAGGAACGGUAUGGGAGAUUUAAUCUUAGUGACCCAUUUCUGGCUCUGCAGCGAGACUACGAGGCAGGUGCUGGUAAUAAAGACAAGAAGUCCAUCUGUACCAACCCACUCUCUAUCUUAGAAGCUGUUAUGGCUCACUGCAGAAAAAUGCAAGAGAGAAUGGCAGCUCAGUUGGUUGCUGCAGAAAAUAGACAAAAGAAGCUGGAAAUGGAGAAAUCACAGUUACAAGCACUCGAAAUGGAACAUAAGAAACUCUGUGCUUGUCUUGAAGAAGAGCGUGGCAAGAAUAAACAAGUCGUGUGGAUGCUAGUGAAAGAAUGUAAACAGCUAUCCAGCAAAAUAGUAGAAGAGGCCCAGAAGUUGGAAGAUGUCCUGGCAAAAUUUGAGGAAGAAAAGAAGAAAGCCGGCAAAUUGGAGGAUUCUCUUGCCGCUGAGAAGCAACGGAGCGCCCAGAUGGAAGCACAAAUGGAAAAGCAGCUUUCUGAUUUGGAUACAGAAAGGGAGCAACUGCAUGCCAGGCUUAGCAGAGAGGAAGCACACACCAGUGAUCUCAGAGAGGAGAGGGAGAGAAUGAGAAAAAUGAUUGAGCAGCUGAAAAAGGAAAAUGAUAGUAAGUUGCACCUUUCCCUCCCACGUAGGAGCAAAGAUAGAGAAUCGGUUUCUGUCUCUGUUGGAACAGAGGGAGCAUCUUUGAGAACACUUGCCUGCCAGACAGAUGCAGCAUUCAUAGAUGGUGGAACUGAAAGUAUUAGGAAGUUGCCUUUAACUGUACCUGUAAAGCCUUCAGCUGUCAACCCUUUGCUCCCUGGCCACACAAAGAUGAAUGUAUGCUCCAAUGCAUCAUUUGUGAAGCCAGUCAUUGACAGGCAUUCUUCCUGUGGUGACCUCCUUUUAUCCCCCUCAACUCCCAUUCUGACUCACGGUCAAAGCAGAAUUGAGGAGAAUGGACCAAAUACAACACCUGACCCAUCAGGUCUACCUUCCUCUUUUCCAAAUAACGUUGCAUCCUCUCCAGCACCCAGUAUAGCACCUCAGAACUACUUGCAAGCUUCGUCUAUGCACUCUCUGCAUUCUCCAUCUGCUGGCACUGCGGGGCACCAAGGUCUGAAUCCACGUGUCCAGGCAGCUAGGUUUAGAUUUCAAACCAAUGCUAACGAUCAAGACCAAAAUGGAAACACUACCCAAAGCCCUCUGUCAAGAGACGUGUCGCCCACAAGUCGAGACAACCUAGUUGCCAAGCAGCUAGCUCGGAAUACCGUCACGCAGGUCCUUUCAAGAUUUACAAGUCCUCAGGGCUCUGCGCCUGGACGGCCAGGAAUGUCCCAUUCGAUAGACGUUGGCACUUAUCCUCCCCCAGUCGGUAGAAUGGGUUUAAAGACUCCUAGUGUGUCAAGAAUUGACAGAGGGAACCCUCCACCCAUUCCUCCAAAAAAGCCAGGCCUUUCACAAACUCCUUCACCACCGCACCCACAGCUUAAAGUCAUUAUGGAUAGUGGUCGCUCCCCUAAUAUAGGUUCCAAAACUGAGAGCAAAACCCUAGUUUCACCUCCUUCCAGUUCACCUCAAGGAAUCAGGGCAAUAAAUGAGGAAGCUAUUUCUAAGUCCUCACCUCAGCUGCCACCAAAACCAACACUAGAUAUAUCUGUGGCAUCUGCAGGCUGUGCCAUACCAGCCAUGGCCACGUCUCAGGUGGGUGCCUGGCCUUCCCAAUCCCCUGGACUGAACCAACCUGCAUGUUCAGAAAGUUCCUUUGUCAUUCCCACCACCAUUGCCUGUAGCUCCUCCAUAAACCCUGUUAGUGCUUCAUCCUGUAGACCAUGUGAUUCAGACAGCCUACUGGUAACAGCAUCAGGCUGGUCUCCCUCCCUAACCCCUUUAUUAAUGAGUGGUGGUCCUGUCCCCCUGGGUGGCAGGCCCACCCUUCUUCACCAAGCUGCUGCCCAGGGAAAUGUCACUUUAUUGUCAAUGCUGCUUAAUGAAGAAGGUCUGGACAUUAAUGACUCCUGUGAAGAUGGCUAUUCUGCCUUGUAUUCUGCUGCUAUGAAUGGACAUACAGAUUGUGUAAGAUUGCUGCUGACAUCAGAAGCACAAGUUGAUCCUGUUGAUAAAAAUGGCUUUACACCCUUGUGUUCAGCAGCUGCUCAGGGACACUGCAAAUGUGCAGAAUUAUUAAUCAUGUAUCAUGCUGACAUUAAUCACGCUGCUGAAAAGGGAGAGACACCUCUCUACUUGGCCUGUGGAAAUGGAAAUAGUGAAUGUGUCAAACUCUUGCUGGAAGCUGGAGCAGACAGAAGUGCAAAAACUUGUGAUGGCUGGACACCAUUUCAUGCUGCUGUGGAUGCUGAUAAUGUUGACUGCCUAAGAUUUCUUUUGUACUAUGGAAAGCCGGAAGAUGGAAACUUUGUGAAUGGAGCAGAUGCUGAUAUAUGCAUCUUUGACUUGGAGUGUGGAGAAGACAGCUGUAGCCACAAAGCAAAGCCCAUUGUUUUUGCAGAUCUCAUCAACCACGCUGACAAAGACGGCUGGACUGCAGCCCAUAUAGCAGCGUCAAAAGGCUUUAAGAGCUGCCUAGAAGUCUUAUGUAGCCAUAGCGGACUGGAGGCUGAGAGGAAAGAUAAAUGUAACCGAACGCUACAUGAUGUUGCCACCGAUGACUGCAAAUAUCUUCUAGAGAAUCUGAAUGCUCUCAAAAUACCUUUACGGAUUGCAGUUAGCCAGGUAGAGCCAGCCUACUAUGGUACAGAGGAUCUCGAAAUGGAAAACACCAUUGGUGUAUUAAAAGUCCGUAAGCAGGUGGCCUGGGAUGAUUUUUCAAAAGCAGUGACUCAAACAGUGACAAACCAUUUCCAAGCAAUCACCUCUGAUGGAUGGAACAGCCUACAAGACUUGACACUUAAUAACACCACAGAAUCUGGCAUCGGCCUCACUGCAAGCAGUAUACUAUCCAUCAAACUUGGCAAUGUUUCAUGGUCAAUAGGUCAGGCAUUUCCCCAACCGCCUUGGGAAUUUUUUAAAAGGAAUCAGGUGGAACAUAUAAUCAUAUUUUUGCUUGGUCCUCAAGAAGGCUGUCUGCACAGUGUGACAUAUGCAUCUAUGAUCCAUCUUCAGACACUGCGGAAUUAUCUCCGGCUGGUGGAACAGUACCGUAAUAUUAUCUUCCAUGGUCCAGAAGGAAGCUUGCAAGAUUAUGUGGCAUACCAGAUAGCCCUCUGUAUGAAGUACAAGCAACUGGCUGUGGGAUUCAGCUGUGAAAUUGUCAAAGUGAAGAUAGAUACUGAUUUCUCCAAGGAGCAACUUGCAGAAUUAUUCAUCAAUAGCGCUUGCCUGAUCCCAGUGAAACAACCUUCUGUGAGCAACAGAAUCAUUGUAAUUUUAGAGAAUUUGGAAAAGACUGCAUUACUGGAAUUACUUGGAGAGUUUCUUCAACCUCUUGAAAAUCGUGGCUCUGAUAACCCCUGCACUAUAAAAAAAGCCAGUGGUGCAUCUGAAGCAUAUUACUUUCAUGAGAAUUGUUUUUUUAUGGGGACCAUUGCAAAAUCUCGGCUUCAAGGCUCUGACCUCAUGGUUCAGCAACAUUUCCUCUGGGUUCAGCUCAGAUGGGAUGGAGAACCAAUCCAUGGCCUCCUGCAGAGGUUCUUAAGAAGGAAGGUUUUAAGCAAGUUCAGAGGAAAAAUGCCGUCUCCAUGUGAUCCAGUGUGCAAGAUUAUAGAGUGGAUUAUUGCAGUCUGGCACCAGCUCAAUUCGUGUUUAUCGCGGCUCGGCGCACCUGAAGCACUUAUUGGACCAAAGCAUUUUCUUUCUUGUCCAGUGGUGCCUGGACACGGCCACACAACAGUGAAGUGGAUGUCCAAGUUAUGGAAUGUUAUGAUUGCUCCCCGAGUUCAAGAAGCAAUUCUCUCCAGAGCUUCUCUGAAAAGACCGUCUGCACUGGGACAGAUGGCAGUCAAGAAAAGUCCGAGCCAAGGGCAACAGGCUGUGGUAAAAGCUGCACUCAGCAUCCUGUUAAAUAAAGCCGUUCUACAUGGGUGCCCUCUUCCCAGAACAGAGCUGGAUCCGUACGUUGCCGAUUUUAAAGGAGGAAACUUCCCACUCUCCAUGGUGUCAAACUACAAGAAUUGCCCCAAGAAAAGAGGGGAAAGCAUUGCUUGGAGAAAAGUGAGCACAAGUCCUCGUAAGAAAUCUGGCCAGUUGUCAGCCCAGUCCUGGAGUAGGAAAGAGGAAACUGUAGAAGGUAUCAAGUCAAAGAACAUAAUGCAGGAAAAUGGCAACAAAAUGGCUUCUCUAACAAAAAAAUGUCUAGAAGAUGACCCACUAAGUGUGUUAAACCUGGAGCAGAGGCUGUCUCUUGGGUCUGAUGACGAAAUAGACCUUGUGCAGGAGCUUCAGAGCAUAUGUUUAAGCAAAUCAGAAUCUGACAUAAGCAAGAUAGCAGAUUCAAAGGAUGAGCUGAUGGUGAUGAUUAAUACUUCUCAGAAGGAUCCUGUGUUUUCAGCAAAUGUCAUUAGUGCCAAAACAUCAGCAUCACAACAGGAUGGAAAUUCUGGGAUCUGCCCUCUCAGCAGCAGUCAAACUGUAGAAUGCAGCAACAGUAAAUCAAAAACUGAGUCUUUCAAGAGUGGUGUUUCAAGAGUGAAAUCUUUUCUUCCGGUCCCCAGAAGUAAAGUCAGCCAGUCUUCUCAGAACACUAAACGAAGCAGCAGCAGCAAUACAAGGCAAAUAGAGGCAGUGAAUGACUCAAAAGAAUACAUUUGGAACAUGCACAAAAAAAUACAACUUGAAAAAUACAAAUAAAUAUACCUGUUUACCGUUCAUUUUCCCCCUUCGGUCUUUGCAUAAUCUUUGUUAUCUUGGAGAACAAAUUCAUUCAAAAGUGUAAAUAAUUUUUAAAUGAUUUUCUCAUUUAUGAUGUAUCUAUGGGACCACAGUUUAAUUUCAGUGUAAAUAACCUGUUUAUAAUGAAAAUAUUAGAUUAUAUUGAAUUGAACUUUAGAAGUGGAAAGUGAUAGCUUCACAAAUGAUUUUCUAAUCUGAACAUUUUUAUUGUUUAAUUAUAUUCAGGGGUAUCACCACAAAGAAUGUGUGCGGGUGUAAAUAAAUAAAUAAAUAAAUAAAUAUUGGACUCGAUCAAGAGAUACUGGUGUAUAAAAGAGCUAGUACCAUAUGUGAUGCUUCUGUGGAGAUAUGUGAUCUCUAUUGCAUUAAGAUACAGAUAGCCAAUUUGAAAGGACUGACAGUCUAUUCAUACUGCAUAGUCAGUGUGGCAGUUUCUGCAUAUACAUCUUCCAGUAUGCAUAGGAUUCCCUCAUGACAGGAUCCUAUGUAGAUUUCUACGUGGAGGAAAUUAAGCAGUGGAUCUGCUUUUGUUUCCUAUGUAUAGUAGGAUCCUACGGGGUGUUGCUUACAUGAAAAUGCUAUUCUGUAUGUGUAAAAUCUAUACUGCCUGUAGAACAGGAUCACUAGAUUUGGGUGAUAAUCUUUAUAUAGUUAUAUAUACUGAGUUUCCUGUGUUAUAUUUCAUACAUUGGGUUACACAAUUCUGUACAGUACUGGCUUAAAGGUAACAUACAUGUGUUUUCAAGGCAAAAAAAAAUUAUGUUCACUUGCUGAAAAGUGAAUGGAAUGUGGCAAUAAUGGGAAGAAUUGGGAAUAGUGCCCAGUUACUUUCAGUUAUAAACUGCAUUAAAUAUUUCAAUUGCUCAUGCUAUUGGGUAGCUUGGUUUAUUUCUUGUCUCACUCAAACGCUUUUGUUGCUUCAAUUUUGCUUUCCAGUUCUUGAAUGAAUAAUAAUUUGUGCAGAUUCUACUUUUCUGUUAAAAAGAACUCCAAAGCCAUCCUAAUAAGCAAUCUGUUGCUAUUUGUCCCAUUGUUUUUUUAUUUGUGGGAAAAGAUGACCUCUAAUUAUAUAAAUUAUAUAAUUUGCGCUAGAAAAACCUUUCACUUUUCUCAUUUUUGGCAAAUACUAAGAAUUUUGGGCAUUUUACAUUAAAAUAUAUUUUUAAAGGACAGCACUAGAUUAAUACACAGUAGUUAUCAGGAGAAAAAGGAACAGCAAUAAAUCGGGGAAUGUGAUUUACCCAUUUGUGUGUAUUCAGACUAAAAUAAUGUUUUAACUGCUAUUCGCCAGGGGCGGGGGGACUUCCAUUCUACAUCUUUUUCCCUCACAGAAGAUUGUACACUUUCAGUAUUUAUGGGCGCAGUUGUUCGAAGACUCUGUCUUGACCAGGCGCUUUUAUUAAAAGAAUAAACAGAUUUAUUCAGAAAAGACUCCGUGGUUGCCUGGUAAAUUACCAGGCACUUGCUCUGGCAGUGCUGCGAAGAUAUUCAAUCCAACUCCUUUGCAAGAGAGUUUGUAAAAGCAAAGUCAGCAGUUAACAUUAAAUGUUUUCCUGGAAUUUUCAUCUGUCAUGCCAAUAAAACCCUUUUGUACUGCAAUUUCUGCAAAUA